AUGAGUGCCCCCUCCAGAUCAUACGAUAUGAUCAUGAAAUUGCUUCUUGUAGGAGAUUCCGGUGUCGGAAAGUCGUGUUUGUUGUUGCGUUUUGUUGAGGAUAAGUUCAACCCAUCGUUUAUCACCACCAUCGGCAUUGACUUCAAAAUUAGAACUAUUGAAAGCAACGGAAAGAAAAUCAAGUUGCAGGUGUGGGACACUGCCGGUCAAGAGCGUUUCAGAACCAUCACCACUGCAUACUACCGUGGAGCCAUGGGCAUUGUUUUGAUUUACGAUGUCACUGACGCACGUACUUUUGAGAACGUCGAGACAUGGCACAAGACCGUUACCGAACACGCCAACGAAGACGCGCAAAUUUUCUUGGUCGGUAACAAGAGCGACGACGAGGAGAACAGACAGGUUACAUACGAGCAGGGUACGCAAAUGGCUGCUAAGUUGGGCGUUCCUUUCUUGGAGGCUUCUGCCAAGACCAACGCCAAUGUUGACCUGAUUUUCUACGAGUUGGCCUCGGUGAUCCAGGAAAACCAUGUGGAGACAGAGCCUAAGCUGGCCGGCGGCAUUGACGUGUCGCAGUCUGGCAAUUCGUUGAAGAGUUCUUGCUGUUAA
Australozyma saopauloensis is the source of this 606-nucleotide messenger RNA. RefSeq names its product Rab family GTPase (gene SEC4). Gene Ontology annotation, cellular component: endosome; plasma membrane. The record is from RefSeq and is a predicted model, not a curated record. The transcript has a single exon. The coding region runs from base 1 to 606 and encodes 201 amino acids. NCBI's taxonomy places the organism in Eukaryota, Fungi, Ascomycota, Pichiomycetes, Serinales, Metschnikowiaceae. Gene Ontology annotation, molecular function: GTPase activity; GTP binding. Gene Ontology annotation, biological process: protein localization to plasma membrane; regulation of exocytosis; protein secretion.